Paramormyrops kingsleyae is the source of this 2299-nucleotide messenger RNA. Lineage: Eukaryota; Metazoa; Chordata; Actinopteri; Osteoglossiformes; Mormyridae. The record is from RefSeq and is a predicted model, not a curated record.
GGCAGCCAGCAGCUGCAAUGUCUCAAGUGCUCGCUAUCCUUCAAGUCCAUGAUGCGCAGCAAGAGUGUGGAGAAUUUCUUCCAGAGGUCCAGCAGAGAGGCACGCUUCCUGUCCGACAUAAUCCCCAGUGGUCAAUCCCCCUUCCCGUCUCUCCCGCAGGAGUGUCCUAUUCUCUUCGACUGCUCCCCUUCUAUCUCUCCAUCCCUCAGCCCAAAUACCUCCAUAUCGUCCUACUCCCCUUCCCUCAGCCCCUCCCCUUCCCUGCCAUCCAAGUCUGCUGCCCAAAUGCAUCCUGUGAAGCUGCAUUGCUUCCAGGAGCACAUGUUCCGCCGUUCCACCCACUUCCAACUCUGCAAACAUAUAAUCAUAGGAAACUCCAAACAAGGCCUGCGCGGCAAAUCCUGCAAGCUGGGGGCCCACCUGUGGUGCUUGUCUGAGCUGUCUCAGCAGCCCUGUGCUGGCAAGUCUGGCGCCUUCAAACGCAACUUCAGCUCCCCCCUGCUAAUUAAUGACCAGCUGGGCAUUGUUAAAGAGGCCUCCACCCAGCAGGAGUUUGGGAAGCCCAGUUUGGACCCAGUAUAUGAGGCCCUGCGCUACGGAACCUCCCUGGCACAGAUGAGCCGCUCCAGUUUUGGCAGCAUCACCGAGUCGCCGAACCGCAGUGUGAGCAACGAAGUGGAAAGCAGAGUGGCCAGUAGUCAGCCAAUCACAGAGGAGCGGUCAAGCAUGGAGACUGGGGCCCUUGUGGUCACGGAGAAUGAAAAGGAAGAGGCAGAAGACAGAGUGAAUCUGAAGGCCCCAAAGAGAAUUGAGGUCCAUUCCAUCCAUACUUAUGUAGCACUGUAUAAGUUCCUUCCCCAGGAGAAGAAUGACUUGGAGCUACAUCCUGGUGACCGUGUGCAGGUUACAGAUGACUCCGACGAGGACUGGUGGAAGGGGAAAAGCAAGGACAUGGUGGGCUUCUUCCCAGCUAACUUCGUGCAGAGGGUCCGACCAGGUGAACGGGUAUGGAUGGUCACCCAGGCUUUCCAUGGUAAUCGAGAGAAAGGCCAGAUGACCAUCAAAUACUCCCAGAUAUGCGUGGGGAAGAGUGAGGAGAGUAAUGGCUUCCUGAGGCUCAGCAGUGGGAAGAAGAAAGGGCUGGUCCCACGAAGCUCUCUGGAGGAGAUAUGAAACCUCCCAGUGGGACACCUUGAGCCCUUCCCUCUGUAAGCUGAAGAAGCAAAGAACCACUCCAUCACUGCAAAAAACCCAACCAUGCCUCCAUGCAGGAGGAGGUAAAACUGCUGACUAGGUAGGAUGGAGUGUGUACAGUCCCCAGUACCUCAGAGGUUCAGUGGAACCCUGCUACUGGACCCUGAUCCUCAUGUUGAAGCAUCAAAGCACAAAACCCCACUGCACUGAAAGACUUGAAAAGGACAUGGGAUGACACAGCCAUUGACAAAAUCAGAGACACCAAUCACCAGCCUUAAUUUGAGAUCCUUACGGAGAUGUUUCAGCAUCGUGGACCCUCGCACAUGAGUAUCCAGGUAGAUGAAAUCACCUGAAUAGGUGCUGCUGCUCCUGGUCAAGCUGCUAUACCUGGAUGCCACAUUUGAGUUUGAACUGGGUCCUCCACUCUCUGUUUGUGGGUGGUGGACAAACUCUGCUUCUGCCCCAAACUGGCACCCUCACGACACGAUGUAAGGAAGGAGGGGAGGAGAGCCAAGUGCUAAAGUAUUGUGUCUCUGGUAUAGGUUGAACUUUAUUCUAUUUGAUAGUUCACCAUGUAGCCAUCUUUAUUCAGCUCAUUCUUACAAUAACCUGCAGAAAUCUCAGGUAUUGCUCUCUUUGUAAACCACUGAUAUAGCAUAUGACAAUGUGUGAUGCUGGCGACUGCAGAUUAGAUGGGUGGCUCACUGGUUCAGUAGACCCUGAGGCUAGAGAGAGGGUCACACAGGUAUCAGUUUUGCACAUCUUCAUGUCAGAUAUUCUUGUCUUAGCCUUCUUUGUACUCUGUUUUUGUACCCCUGUCCACACUUCCUGGGUGGUCAUCACCCCUCAGUAGUUUAAACUGCCUCACUUAUGACCAGUCUCUGUGUUCUAUAUACAUCUGCCUUCAUUCUAAGCUCAGCAGGACUAUCUGACUAAACCUGUGACAUAGUCAAAUGUUGUGUACAAUAGACAACACACAAUGCACAUGCCAGACAACAUGCAUGAGGUGUACAAUGCACAACACGCACAAGGCACAUGACGGACAACUCAAGGCACAGACAGACAAGGUGCAUGUGUCACCUACAGUAUGUGUCUAGGACAGAAC